AUGAGCCAGAGAAUCGACUACUGGACAAAUGAAAACGGACAUAGGCUAAGAUGGAGAGAGUGGCCGGUAGAUAGGCCGAAAGCAGUGGUGUUCAUUUCUCAUACCUACGGACUGCAUUCUGGCGUGUUUCAAGAUUGUGCCUUGGAGAUCAACAAGCACAAUAUUGGAGUUUAUGCACACGAUCAUAUGUACCAUGGAGAAUCGGAGCCAGCAACUCCAUGUUCUCCGAACAGAUGUCAAUUUCAUUGCUUCGACGAUCCAGUUCGAGAUAUAGCUGAACGCUUGAGAAUGCUGCGGCAUGAAAAUCCCAAAAUUCCAGUAUUCAUCUGGGGCCAUGGAAUCGGCGCGGUUUUCGCCAUUCGAGUCGCAGUAGAACAUGAAAAUCAUACUGAUGGGUUAAUCUUAGAAAGUCCCUUUAUCAACCCUAGUGAGACAGCGAUUGGCUGGCAUAAGACUAUAGGAGCUCAAUUUCUCAGCUAUCUUGUUCCCGACUUGAAAAUUCCUGUCAUCGAGCCUUCCUUCUAUACUUCAGAGCAGAAAACCCUGAGCAAACUUCUCGCCGAUCCUUUAUGCUCCCUUAGUCUUGGGAUGUCCACAAAUCUUAUCACACUUCUUAGCAAAGAACUGAAGAAACUUGAAGCGACCAUUGCAUUAUUGGAAAUUCCAUUUUGUGCAUUUCUUGGAGAAAAGGACCAGAUUAUCAGCCUGUUUUCUGCCUCGCGAAUCGAGAAAAUGUCGCCAGCAAAAGACAAGAAAAUCAUUAGCUAUCCACCCGGAAAACAUUGUCUUCACCUUGAGCAAGCAACCAUCAGAUCUUCAUUUAUCAUUGAUAUCAUAAAGUGGAUAGAAGCGCGAUCUCCUGCCGAAGCUCCACCACUACCGCCAAAGGAAAGAAAAUCCAGGCAAAAGAAGGCUCCAAGACACUCUUCAAGCAAUCGAUCCCAUCAUCGCUAG
Molecule: messenger RNA, 954 nt
Organism: Oikopleura dioica
Lineage: Eukaryota; Metazoa; Chordata; Appendicularia; Copelata; Oikopleuridae
Source: the annotation of a GenBank genome assembly